UCCUGUUUGUCGCACUGGGGUUUCGUCUUGGCGGUGUCUCCUCUUCCACGACCAGUCCACUGGAGCAGUCAUGGUGAAGAUCUUCAUCGGGAACCUGUCCCAGCACGCCGGGAAGGACGAGGUGGAGGCUCUGUUCGCCCAGUACGGCACAGUGACCGAGUGUGCCAAGUACAAGAACUAUGCCUUCGUCCACAUGGAGGACCGCAAGUCUGCCACCAAGGCCAUCCGUGAGCUGCAGCUCCACAAGCUGAACGGCAGGCCCAUCAACGUGGAGCUCAGCCGGGGGAAGAACCAGGGGCCGGUGAAACUCCACGUCGCCAACGUCGAGAAGGGCUUCGACGAGGAGCUCCGCACCCUCUUCGAGGAGUACGGCACCGUCACCGAGUCGGCCAUCAUCAAGGACUUCGCCUUCGUGCACAUGUCCGAUUCGGAUGAGGCCAUGGACGCCAUCAAAGGUCUGGAUAACGUCGAAUUUCAAGGAAAGCGCAUUCAUGUUCAGAUCUCGAGGAGCAGACCAAGGGGCCCACCUGAGGAGGAGGCCUAUCCACCUCCGCCAGGCCGAGGAGACUAUUAUCCUCCACGCUACCCGGACAUGGGGCCCGAGCCGCCCUACAGGGGGCGCAUGUCCGCGUACCUUCCUCCGCCUCCGCCGCCCCCUCCCCCGAGACGAGCGCCGUACCCCGACCGCGGCUACGGCGAGCGAGACGACUACGGGGUGGUCGACUACUACGAGAAGUACAGAGCCCGUCCUAUGGGAAUGGAUGACAGGCGUGCCAUCCCCCCUCCUCCGCCUCCUCCCUCGGCGCUGGUCCGGGAACGUCUCGGAAUGGGGUCGUUCGAUCCAUACGAGCGGCGCCCGCCCCCGUAUGCUCCUCCCUCCUACAUGGCCAGAGACCGAAGCCCCAUCAGGAGAGCACCCCCGCCCCCUGCUCCAUCCGCAGGUAACGGGUUCUCCUAUGAGCGGUCCCGGCUCUCUCCGAUGCCCAGAGCGCCGAUGUAUGCAGCUCCCCGUCCCAGGGACUCCUUCAUGGAGAGGCCGCCUCCCCCGCCGCCACCACAACAACAACAACACCAACAACAACAACAACACCAACAACAACAACAACCUCGCUAUAUGGGCUAUUAGGCACCAGAGAGUACAACACAAGGUUUAGAAUAUGACAAGAUCGUCGUUCUCUGCUGAUGCACGUGGCGCUAUGCAUCCCCCUCGUCUACGGCGGAUUGCGUUGCGUUCACCUGCGACUAACUGGAAGAUACUGUAUUGCGGACAGCCCCGUAUUUAAAAACAUACGAUUCCAUGUCCACAGUUCACGUGUUCUUCAGAGCUGUUCAUGCUUUUUUUUUUUGCUUUUUUUUUCUGUUUUUCUGGUUGUUUCACUGUUCAAAUCCUUAAAGUGUUUUUCAGAAUAGCAAGGUGCUUAGUCUACUCCAGUGUGACGCAGUACUGCAAACACUGUUGCCUUUCAAUUUCUCUAAAUGGAUAAGGCCGCUGGGAAACUGUGACAAUUUCUUAAUAAGGGAAGAUUAUUGUAAUCAGACUAACGUAGGUGGUUGAUCACAAAAUUAGUUAAAAAGAAUUUAGCGAAGAAGUGCUUUAAUAUAAUACUUGGUGUGGCAGGCUGUUCAAUAAUCUAAAACAUUUGCGGCACAUGUUAGCAUGACAAAUCAAAAGAUUCAGUGUGUUUUUGUUAUUUUUUUACACUUUGUGUUCAUCUUUUCUGGCGAAAAAUAGAAUCAUAGCACCGUUUUGUAUGAUUUUAUUUACUUUACAAGUUGCUUUUCGUUGGAAGGCUUUUUAAUAAACAACUGAAACCAAAAAUGCCGUUUUAACUGUCAAAUUCUUCCACCUUGGGGCAGGCCGAUAGCAGAGCAGAUGCAUCGAGUGAUACCCACGCGCUGUAACUCCGAACACGCUUUCAGUUUCAUUCUGCACACCUUUGAGUCAUCAGCUUGUCACACGAUUCUCUCUGUCCAAUCAGUGAAAAAGAUGGAAAGUUAGUGCGACAUGAAUUCCACUGAAACCCUGUGAUGAUGCGAGUGUUCUCCUCAGCGACUAGUGUUGUAAUGCCCAAUGAAGGAAAACGUGAAGUUGUUGACGGAGGCACAAAAAGCAGACGUUGAUUCUGAAUUCCCUUAAUACAGCUGAUGAAAUCUGUCCGCUGCUCAAACCUAUGAGCAACUUCAACUUCAACAUCAUAUUUCCUUCAUUCUCCUGGCGCUACACAGAAAAUGUUUAUGCUUCAUCCAUCGGCUCCUGUUUAAAGUCCCAGCAAGUAGAAGUCGAGACAAUGACAAUUGUAACACCGGUAGAAGUACAACAACUAACAGAGCUUUGCGCCGGGCCCAUGUUUUCUGUCAUCUUCCAUUUCUCUGAGUCCACACAACACACAUCUUUCACCACCGUCUUCCACUCACAACAUUCAUGACUUCCAUGUAUCACAAAUUGCAUGCAGUCUUGGUAUCUUAGUAUCUGUGCUCU
Molecule: messenger RNA, 2479 nt
Organism: Limanda limanda (common dab)
Lineage: Eukaryota; Metazoa; Chordata; Actinopteri; Pleuronectiformes; Pleuronectidae
Product: RNA-binding protein 4B-like
Exons: 4
Coding region: 71-1126 (351 amino acids)
Biological process (GO): mRNA splicing, via spliceosome
Cellular component (GO): nuclear speck
Molecular function (GO): mRNA binding
Source: RefSeq, a predicted model, not a curated record